AAUUAUACGUAAAAUUACUAUUUUAAUACUAGAGGUUGAUUUUUAAGGGUCAAAAUGGACGCUUACGAUAAAUUAGAAAAAAUUGGAGAAGGAACAUAUGGUGUUGUGUAUAAAUGUAUUGAACGAUCAUCUACAGAAAUUGUUGCUGUAAAAAAGAUUCGCAUGGAAAUAGAAGAUGAAGGCAUACCAUCUACAGCUAUCCGAGAAAUUACUAUUUUAAAGGAACUCAAUCACCCAAAUAUUGUGAAUUUAAGAGAAAUUCUUAUGGAUGAUUCAAGAUUAUAUCUUGUAUUUGAGUUUGUUCCUAUGGAUUUAAAAAAGUUCAUUGAUACAAGGCCAAAAAAACAUUUAGAUGAAAUUACUACAAAAUCAUUUACUUAUCAGCUGUUAGUUGCUAUAUAUUUUUGCCAUGUAAGACGAAUAUUGCAUAGAGAUCUGAAGCCACAGAACAUUUUAAUUGACACUAAGCACAAUAUAUUAAAAGUUGCUGAUUUUGGCUUGGGUCGUACUUUUGGUUUACCAAUAAGUGUUUUUACACAUGAGGUUGUAACUUUAUGGUAUAGAGCUCCUGAAGUAUUACUAAAUACUCAACGUUAUGGUUGCCCAAUUGAUGUUUGGUCUAUAGGAUGUAUAUUUGCUGAAAUGGCACAAGGGAAGCCAUUAUUUCAGGGAGAUUCAGAAAUUGAUCAAUUGUUUCAUAUUUUCAGGAUUUUAACUACUCCAAAUGAAGACACAUGGCCAGGAGUUUCAGAACUUAAAGAUUAUAAACCAACAUUCCCAAAAUGGAGUGAAUCCAUAUUAAAGGAUUCAAUUAAAAACCUCAACUCUGAUGGAAUAGACUUGAUACAGCAAAUGUUGAUUUAUGAUCCAAGUAAAAGAAUCAAUGCAAGAGAUGCACUUCAGCAUCAUUAUUUCAAGGAUUUAAACAAAACCAUUUUACCAGCUUUACCAAAUAUGAAAUUUUAAAUAUUUACUCGAUUAAUUAAUUAAU
This is a messenger RNA of Sipha flava (yellow sugarcane aphid), 991 nucleotides long. It is a transcript of the gene Cdk1, whose product is annotated as cyclin-dependent kinase 1. The record is from RefSeq and is a predicted model, not a curated record. Gene Ontology annotation, biological process: protein phosphorylation; G2/M transition of mitotic cell cycle; mitotic G2 DNA damage checkpoint signaling. Gene Ontology annotation, molecular function: cyclin-dependent protein serine/threonine kinase activity; RNA polymerase II CTD heptapeptide repeat kinase activity; ATP binding. NCBI's taxonomy places the organism in Eukaryota, Metazoa, Arthropoda, Insecta, Hemiptera, Aphididae. Gene Ontology annotation, cellular component: nucleus. Bases 55 to 966 code for a protein of 303 amino acids. The transcript is spliced from 6 exons.